AAUAAAAACUAUUUUGAGCCUCAAAGUACUUAUCCAACUUCCAAUCCUCCCCUAUAAUACAACAAAAAGACAGGACGCAAUCUCCGUUUGCAUUUAGAAUUUACAUAGCAUAAGUGUGCCCACAUUACGACGCGGUAAUCGCUUUUAUGAUAAUGCUGAAUGUGCUUUUAUAAAAAAUACUUGGCAAUGUAAAGCAUAGAAAUAUUCGAAAACGAUUUGCUUGUCCAUCCUGCAUAAAUCACUUUAGAGCUGUUGAUGACUAUAAAAAACACUUGGAGACACAUAUUAUACCUUCUUCCGAUGACACAAAAGACCUCUCAAAACGCUAAUGUAAAAGUUUAGCUGCUAUCCCCUCAAGACGACGAAACAACACAGCGACCUUUUCCACAUUUUCUCGAAACAAACGGGAAUUCUAUCAUUCAAUUGGUGUGAAGUUGAAACCAUCAACCAUGCAUUAGAGGAUAUAGAUGAGUGGCUUCAGAAAGGAAAUCCACGGUAUGUUGGUGGCCUUGGUUAUGACAAAAACGGCAUUGAAAGAGUGGUUUUUGGAAGGCUCAUCAGGUGAACGCACUGUGAACUUGGAUAAGACAAUCGAUGACAGUAUUAAACAGCUGAGCUCUCUGAUUUUAAUGCUCAAAGGCAUCGCUAAUUCUCAUUUAAAUGGAAACUCCAACACACUCUUGGCAAAAAAAGCCUUUGGAAUACAAUCCAUCUAAACCAAAAUUAUUUUAUCUAAAGUUAAAUUCAAAGGCGGUGGCCGCUUCACAUAUCAUGAAGUGCGUUCUGCUGAAAUACCAACAACGUACACACAAAGGAACAAGUGGCUAAAGGUUUUUGAAAUACUUUGUCAUUUGUUUAUUGCUCUUAAAGAGCAACAUGUGAAUUAUGAGGCUCUGGAAGAUGAGAAAUACGGUGCAAUAUUGGUUGCUCCCGGGGAUACAAUACGCGCAAAACCUGCGCCCUGAAAAUGGAUUUAAAGUAAUAAAAAGAGCAAUUUAAUAAAAAUUUUCUACCUG
Phycomyces blakesleeanus NRRL 1555(-) is the source of this 1016-nucleotide messenger RNA. RefSeq lists its product as hypothetical. The transcript has 2 exons. Bases 468 to 716 code for a protein of 82 amino acids. NCBI's taxonomy places the organism in Eukaryota, Fungi, Mucoromycota, Mucoromycetes, Mucorales, Phycomycetaceae. The record is from RefSeq and is a predicted model, not a curated record.